CAAAAGUACGUAAUACUUAUAUCUUUCCCAAUUCGAGGUCAAUCUGAUCGUAUUGAGAAACCCUCCAAGCUUAAGCCAUGUUUCUUACCGAUUGGUUUUUAUCGAAUUCUUGGUUCCCUCGGUCCGUGGCAGAAGGAAGCGAAGAUCUUGCUUCUGGUUGGAGAUUCUGCAAAGAUCGCCUUGCUUUCUACGUUGAGAGAUGAGGUUCGUUUUCAAUUUCAUAAUUAUCUGUGUUUAUUUGAUUUUCAUCAGUUGGGUUUAAUUGUUGUGACCGAUUUGUUCGGUUUUUAUCUAACUGGAAUGAAAUUCUGGAUCCCUAAAUCUUGUUUCAUCGUUUACGAUUCGUAAAACCCAGAAUUCCCCUCUUUUUUUUUCUUUUACCUCCAAGCGAACCCAAGAGCCUGGGUUCGCGAGGAACCCAGGAGCCUGGGUUCACGAGGAACCUAGCUCGCGGGUUCCCGACGAACCCAGGAGCUUGGGUUCGCGAGGAACCCAACUCACGGGUUCGCAAGGAACCCAGGAGCCUGGGUUCGUGAGGAAUGAGUCUUACCCUGAGAAAUGGAGAAGAUUUGAGUUGCUGUGAGAGUGAGACCGCGGUUUCCCAAGAUACCUCUGCCAGAACCUACUGGAAGGUCGAGGACAACCGCAUCUCCCUCCACAGGCAUCACGGCACUCCCAUCUCCGACGUCUCUUACGCUUUUGAUCAUGUGUUCGAUGAAACCUGCUCAAAUGCUCAAGUUUACGAGCUUCUUACCAGGUAUUUAAUUCAUGCCGCGGUUGAAGGGGUUCAAUGGUAUUCUUCUUUUCCCCACAUCGUCCAAAUUUGUUCAAUCACUAAGAUUUUGCUUUAAGCCUUUAGGUUCUCUUUGUAUUUCGUUUGGAUCUGGGAAAGCAUCAUAGGCUGUUUCUAAGAUAUCUGAGAAAUUAAAAUGUUUGAUUUGAAUUUCGUAACCUUAAAACAUUUUCCUUUUGGUUGGAUUUUUUCGACUUUGUUGGAAGACUUGCUAGUUUGGGUGCGAGAAUUGAUUGAUUU
Messenger RNA from Rubroshorea leprosula, 1033 nucleotides. The record is from the annotation of a GenBank genome assembly. Lineage: Eukaryota; Viridiplantae; Streptophyta; Magnoliopsida; Malvales; Dipterocarpaceae.